UUUUCUUAUUUAUCUUUUUUUCAACAGAUUUUGGCCAUUGUAUCCAUAUUGUUCAUUGUACUAUCCACCAUUGCUUUGUCACUCAACACUCUACCUGAGCUUCAAGUAAUUGAUGAAUUUGGACAACAAAAUGACAAUCCUCAGCUAGCACAUGUUGAAGCAGUGUGUAUAGCAUGGUUCACUAUGGAGUACCUUUUGCGUUUUCUGUCAUCUCCAAACAAGUGGAAGUUCUUCAAAGGUCCAUUAAACGUGAUUGAUUUGCUUGCCAUUUUGCCCUAUUAUGUCACCAUCUUUCUCACAGAGUCCAACAAAAGUGUGCUGCAGUUUCAAAAUGUCCGCCGUGUAGUUCAGAUAUUCCGUAUCAUGAGGAUACUGCGGAUCCUUAAACUUGCUAGACAUUCAACUGGACUUCAAUCUUUAGGAUUUACCUUACGAAGGAGUUAUAAUGAAUUGGGUUUAUUGAUACUAUUUUUAGCUAUGGGAAUUAUGAUAUUUUCUAGUCUCGUGUUUUUUGCUGAAAAAGAUGAAGAUGCUACAAAGUUUACAAGUAUUCCUGCAUCAUUCUGGUGGGCUACCAUCACUAUGACCACAGUAGGUUAUGGUGACAUUUAUCCCAAAACUUUACUAGGUAAAAUAGUUGGUGGGUUAUGUUGCAUUGCUGGAGUGCUGGUAAUAGCCCUACCCAUUCCCAUCAUAGUAAACAAUUUCUCAGAAUUCUACAAGGAGCAAAAGCGGCAAGAGAAAGCCAUUAAAAGAAGGGAGGCUCUUGAACGAGCAAAAAGAAAUGGAAGCAUUAUUUCAAUGAAUUUAAAAGAUGCCUUUGCUCGUAGUAUGGAGUUGAUUGAUGUAGCUGUUGAUACUGAUAAAACUGAGGAAGCAGCCAAUUCAAAGGAAACUCCUGAUGACAACCAUUUGUCUCCAAGCCAUUGGAAAUGGGCCAGAAGCCCACUGUCAGAGACAGGUUCUAAUAAAUCCUUGAAGAACAAAUACCAGGAAGUGAGCCAGCAAGAUUCAUAUAAACAGCUAAACAAUGCAGCAGCAGCCUCCAGUCCUCAACACUUGAAUGCUCAGAAACUUGAAAUAUUAUAUAAUGAAAUUACUAAAACUCAGUCUCAGCCUAAUCUGAAUUCUACCUACCAAGGCCCUUCAGUGAAACCUCCCCUCUAUGAGGAGGAGAUAGAAAUGGAAGAGGUUACUGGACAAGGACAUGCAUCUAUAACAGGACCCAAAGAAGUCAUCCCUGAUAUGAGAAGCACUUCUAGCAUUGACAGCUUUGCCAGCUGCGCAACUGAUUUCACAGAGACAGAACAGUCACCUUUUCCUCCAUAUUCCAGUUCUCAUUUGCAACUAAGAUUUCCCACUGAGUUUUCCCACUUAGAAGACCAAACAGCAAAAGAUUCCCAGCUUUUACCAUUCAUGAAAGAUAAAAUGUUAGCUCCCAGGGAUACCUGCUUUGAUUACUCCUCAAUCAAUACAAUGAUGAGUUCUGAGAGCUCUCCUCAUCCUCAUCCUCUCCUUCAUGGUCACUUUCACUUUGACAAUGCCAUGGACAGUCCCAAAAGUUCUUUCAGAGGAAGCAACCCUUUAAAAUCAAGGUCCCUUAAGGUUAAUUUUAAGGAAAACAGAGGUGGUGCUCCACAAACCCCACCAAGCACAACAAGGCCAUUGCCAGUGUUGGCAACAGGAGACUUCCUACAAUCUACCCCUCAGCAUAUCAGCACUAUCCUCUUAGAAGAAAAUUCACCGCAGGGAGAAAGACCUUUGCUGGAUGCAGAUUCCUUUGGAGCUUCUAAGCAAGCAUGCCCUUUAUUCCCCAAGCAGAAACAUUUUUCUUUCCCUCCCAAGGAGAGAAGUUUCACUGAAAUAGACACUGGUGAAGAAGCUGACUUCUUGGAAAUCCCUGGCAUAAGGCACAACAGGCAGUUGGAUAUCAAGGCAAACUGCUUUGGGAAUAAACUUAAGGAUGGGGACUAUGUAACAGAAGACUCUGAAGUCAGUUCUUCUUCACCCAAACAUUUGGGUCAUAACUGCACUCAAGAUAUUUAUCAUGUUGGAGGGGAAGUAACAGGGGACAAUAAUCAAGAAGGUCACAAAAUGGAAAACCAUUUGUUUUCCCCAGAAAUCCAUACAAAUCCUAGUGAUCCUGGUUACUGUCCAACCAGAGAAACCAGUAUGUGACUAAUUAGGAGAGCAAUAAAGACAAAAACUUAUUUCUUGAAACUAAAAUUAGCAAUGCCUAUGAAUUAAAAAAGGGAAGCCUCAAAAGUAAAUAAAUAUUAUUUUUGCAUGGCAUGAAGAGUUGCUUAGUUUAAGUACACCUUAAUUUAAAAGCAAACUUUUUUUUCUAACAAAAGAUAAAUCAGGAAAAAUUCAACAAAAGAACUGAGUAAAAUAAAAUGCUCUUUUCAGAGAUGAUCUUUUGCAAUGCUUAACACUGUUAAUAUUUUCAUUUAUGGUUGUAGAUAAUGAAUUUUAAUUAACUUUUAUUUUUCCUUUUGACUUUCAGAAUUUGCACAUGAAAGGAUGAAAUGUUGAUUCAUAUGUUAAUAGUGUGAAAUAAGGUGCUUUGAGUCUGCAAAAUGCACAUUUUGUAAAUAAUUUGGAUUUGCUGGAACAUCUCCAGUUUUCAAGGAUUUGUAAACAAAAAACAAAAAAAACAGGUUUCUUGGGACUCAGAUACAUCCUUCAAGUCCACUGCCUGGAGGAUUUGUAUAGACUUACGUUGCAGAAUUGCAGCUUAUCCUUAGAGCAUCUUACUUAUCUUGUUUUCUUUUUAAUCCAAUGUACACUGUUUGUUUAAGAAAAUUGCAGUGUUUUCUCAUUUCUUUGUGAAAUGAACCAUAGCUUCAAUUACUUUUAUUUGCAUAGGUGUCAUGGAUGUACUUGCAGCUUCUUGAAAAAAAAAUUCUUAAGACUAGGCAAGAUUUAAUGACCAGGAAUUGAACUUUUGUUAUACCUGCCAAACUGAAAGCAAACAAGAAACCAUUACAAGAAAUAAAAUUAUUUUUAUGGUAAUAAAAUGUGCCAAAUGACAUGAAAACUGAUUAUUUUAUUUUAAGACUUUAAUAAUGUUGUAAUACAGUGGUGAUUACUGUAUGCACUGUUAUUAAAAUCUUACUAUUUGUACAUUUCUUGUUAUUGUAUAUCUGCUGUUUUCUUUAACAGUAGUGUGUCAUUUGCACAUCAUUUUUCACCCCAAUUUAGUUACUAUUUGGUUUCAGAAUGCUGUAUCAAUAUCAUUCCAUGAAUCAACCAAAAGAAUUGUCACAUAUACGAAGUAGAAAAUGUAUCUUUCUGAGGAAAUUAUUGAGGUUCACACACUGUGCAAAGAAGUAAAGCAGACUGUGUUUAGCUUAGAAUAUGCUGUGGCCACAGUGGUCUGUAAACUGUGGCACGGGGCUUAAAAGUGUGUAAAACUUGUAAUUGUGCUUAUUCAGCAAAAUGUCUGAAUGCUUCAAUUUUUCACAAGGAAUGCUGAAUACAGAUGGGUUCACUCAUAAUUAUUGCCAUUUCCAUGUAAUUAGAGCAAUUAACAUGCAGAAAAUGGAAUAAUUUGAAAUCUCCAUUUCUUAUCUUCAUGGUAUCUCUCCCAUCACAAGCACUCUAGUCAAUCUUUUUCUUUCUUUUUCUAUAACUAAUUCUGCUAAUAAAGAUUUAAUACAUUAGUUAUUUUAAAAUCACAAAAUUCAGUAGAAGCUUUAAACAGCAUUUUAACUGUAUUACUUUUUUUAAAUAACUUUACAUAUUUCUCAGUUACACUUAUUCUCUAGGGCCAAGGAGCACAUUUGGAAUUUUAGGAACUUGUCGGAAUUCAUAUAGGGAAAUAGAAGAUAUUGAGGGGAAACAAGUUCAAAUCUACAGUCAGCUAGUGAAGCUCACUUAGGUCAUCCAUUUUCUCUUAAAAAGUCCGUCUUACAGCUGUACAGUGUUCUUUUUAUGGGAGGAAUUAAAGACAAAUUCCUAUGUAACUCUCAGAGAAAUAAAAGGAUAUAAAUCUAACAAAUAAUAUGAUAAAUCACAUGAUGCAAAUGAGAAGAUAUCUUCUGUGGCUCAGUAGAUCUCUGUAGAAUUGUAGUUUAGCUUUAUUAAUUUUCUCUAACGACUAUAGGCAAAUGACACAUUUUCAAACAAAAUUUAGGAUUGCAGCCCUCCACCAAUGUUAUUUUCUGACAUUGACCAGUCCAAAGCCUUUGUUAUUUUUGAAAAAUGCAUGAUCAUAAAGGCCCACGCAUGGCUUUGCAAAGUGCCAACUCAUGUCCCUUUUUUCCAGUUAAAGUAAGAUUUUUAAAGCACAUUAAGCACUGAGGAAAAACAUCUAUGGCUGAUCUUUUGUAUAGCUAAACAAAGCUCAACUUUUCCCCUCAACUUUUUUAAAACACAUUUUUAUUUUGUUAUGUGCACCAAAACAGCUUCUAGUAGAGAAAACGUACUGUACAGCUCAUAAAUUUUACUUCUCCUAAAUACAAUACCACCUAAUUUUUUUAUUUCGCUCUUUGGACCAAAUAUUAAGCACAGGAGAAUGGGUUUUUAAAGUUUCUCUUAAGACUUCCUUUUUCUAUUAAAUUACAUGUCUUCAGAUCCAUAUUUUAUUAAUUUAAAUACUGGGGCUAAAUGUCAUUUCUAAAGCAGCCAAUAUCUAGUCAUUAAGUCUCAAAGUAUUUAUUAGUUUUUCAUGAAAAUCAAAUUAAUUUUAUUUUUGCAUAAGAUUUCACUUAAUUGUAUAACAAUCCACGUGCUCUGGUUCAAUUACUUAUAUUUUGUUCCAUAAAGUUCCUUUAUUUAUCUUCUUUCACAGUUAAAUAUUCUGUUAAUGGAGAGCAAAUGCUAGCUAAUACUUUUUUAGAGAUGUUGUUAUAUUAUUCCAGUUUAUUUGUUUAUUUAUAUCCCGCAUACAGUUUUUGCCUUUAUCCAGAUAGUUGUGUAACAGUCAAAAAUAAAGGCUAAAUGAAUUGUUAGCCUUAGAUAACAGCAGUUUGCCAGUAAUUUCAAUGAAAUCAUGAUUUCCCUCAUAAUGUCUAUUCAAAGAAAACUCUUGGGGACUACCAUAACUUCUGAAUUAAAGAUCUAAAGUCCAAAAGUGAAAAUUUACACUUCUCGGAUUGAAUGAUGUCUUUAUAGUCCUGAUGGCAUAUCACAGGACAUGGACAUUUUAAGUUGCUAUCUAAUAGAAGAAGAAAAAGAAAUUGGUGUGUUUUAUUAGAUGCAUUGAAAUCUUGUAAUCUGUUUCCCAUACCUUGUCUGUUCAACUAUAGUUUCAAAACCCUCUGCUACUGAAAAUAUAGUUUUUUAAAAUCUUAUUUCAAAUAUGUUUGCAAAGUAAUUCAACUGCUGCUACUGAAAGCUGAUCACCUGCUUAGAAAGAAAUUUGAAGAUUUAUUAAUUGUUCUUAUAAUAGUGGUAAAAUAAAAGACGUUUCUUUCAUUUUGUAGAGAUACUGCUACUAAAUAUCACGUGCUCUUAUUCUAAAACAAGUGUUAGAAGUAGCACCUCAUUAAAACAGUGGCUGAUUCUAAGGCAGAAAUACAGGAUCUAUGACUUUCCUGUCUGCUGAAUUUAAAUUCUCAAUGACUCAUUUGUGACCAAAAUGGCUAGAGUUGCUAAAAAUGGCCAGAUUCCCCAUCUCAGGGGGAAAAAAAACCAUUUGGCCUGAUAAUACAGAAUGGCACUCAAGCCACUAGGAAAAAAUAUAUAUGGCUGACAUACAUUGUCCCUAUUGUCUAAAAUGGAAAACUUUCAACAUACUCACAUAGAAAACUUUUGAUUGAUUUGGAUAUGUGUGUCAGAUAAUCAGUCAAUCACGUGUGUAGCAAAUGUCUUAAUUCACCAAAGUUCAUUUGUCAUUAUUAUUUCAAAAGCAAGCCACAUUAAGGUGAAAAAAAA
Messenger RNA from Crotalus tigris (Tiger rattlesnake), 5880 nucleotides. RefSeq names its product potassium voltage-gated channel subfamily B member 2 (gene KCNB2). Gene Ontology annotation, cellular component: membrane; voltage-gated potassium channel complex. Gene Ontology annotation, molecular function: delayed rectifier potassium channel activity. The record is from RefSeq and is a predicted model, not a curated record. The transcript has a single exon. NCBI's taxonomy places the organism in Eukaryota, Metazoa, Chordata, Lepidosauria, Squamata, Viperidae. The annotation marks the transcript as partial. Gene Ontology annotation, biological process: potassium ion transmembrane transport.